AUGUCCCAGAAGUACGCUUUGAUCUCUGGAGCAUCCUCCGGUAUUGGCUAUGCCGUGGCCUUGAAAUUGUGCAAGUUGGGCUACAAGGUGUUUGGCUGUGCCCCAGAACCGUUUGUGGCCGAAAUGUACCCAUUGAGGGACGAGUACGGAUUAGUGCCCUUUGCUUGCGACAUCACCAAAGUGGACGAUGUCAAGAAAGCUGUUGAGUUGGUAGGAAAGAUCGCAGGAGGCAGAUUGGAUAUCUUGUACAACAACGCUGGAAUUGGGGUUGGGGGGCCUGCGGGAGAAGCGGACGAAGACGAUCUCGACUGGGUGUUUAGAGUCAACGUUUUUGGGCACAUCUACAUGACGAAGUACUUCCUCGACUCAGUGAUUGCUACCAGAGGAACCAUUGUUUUCACGUGUUCCGUGGCUUCCAGGGUGCCCAUUCCAUGGACAGGAGUAUACUGCGCUACCAAAGCUGCUAUCGACCAGUAUGCCUGGAAUCUUCACGCUGAAAUGAAGCCGUUUGGCGUCCGUGUGCACAGCAUUGUUACUGGAGGGGUGUACACUGCCAUAGCCGACCCCAAUGCCAACUCGCUCCACGAUGGCCGGGCAGUGAAUUCACGCUACCAGGGGGAAGGGUUUGCUGAGAGUAUGAUAGCCAGCAGUAGAAUGUCUCGAGACACGAAGUACUCGACCCACCGCUAUGCCAACAGCGUAGUGAAAGACCUUCUCAGGAAAAGUGCAAAGUUCAACCUUUACCAUGGCUACAUGGCAUACACCCUUCACUUGUUGGGCAGAUAUGCUCCUGUGUGGUUCACGGAAUUCUGUCUUGCGGUGUACUUUAAGCAGUUGCUGGUUUUGAGACGGAUCAAGAGGGCCCAGUCUGGGUGA
Messenger RNA from Suhomyces tanzawaensis NRRL Y-17324, 876 nucleotides. Its product is annotated as 1-acyl dihydroxyacetone phosphate reductase ribitol 2-dehydrogenase. Gene Ontology annotation, cellular component: lipid droplet; endoplasmic reticulum. NCBI's taxonomy places the organism in Eukaryota, Fungi, Ascomycota, Pichiomycetes, Serinales, Debaryomycetaceae. Gene Ontology annotation, molecular function: triacylglycerol lipase activity; acylglycerone-phosphate reductase (NADP+) activity. Gene Ontology annotation, biological process: triglyceride catabolic process; phosphatidic acid biosynthetic process. Bases 1 to 876 code for a protein of 291 amino acids. The record is from RefSeq and is a predicted model, not a curated record. The transcript has a single exon.